UACAUAUACUUCUUCCAAAGUUGUCGGGGGUCGUGGCUCUCUAUCCUAAGAGUAGGUUCGCCUCUGGUUAAUAGUGAAGAGAUAUCAACCAUUACACAGUGAGAGUGUAAUUAAGAGAAUACAGAUUCAGUUGGACCCAAUAUAUUUGAGACAAUGAUUAAAUGAAUGCGUGAAAUUUUAGUAAAAUUUUAAUAAUUAUUGUAUUAAAGUUUGAACUCAUACUCGGUCGUGCGUAGAUGCUAGAGUAUUACCCAAUAUUAUCUUCUUUUUCUUAAAUAAAUAUUUUACUAACGUUUAUGUACGUUGGCAGCAAAACUAUUCAGUCAUACUCAGAGCAACUAUCAGAACUGGAUCAGACAGUAAGGAAGAUGAUUUUGGAGAGCUUAGGGGUAGAAAAGUAUAUGGAUGAGCAUAUGAAUUCAACCAACUACCUUCUUAGGGUUAUGAAAUAUAAAGGACCUCAAAGCAAUGACACUAAAUUAGGACUAAAUGCUCACACGGACAAGAAUAUUGUUACUAUACUUUACCAAAAUCAGGUAAAUGGUCUUGAAGUUUUGACCAAAGAUGGACAGUGGAUCAAUGUUGAACCUACACCAGAUGCUUUCAUAGUCAUGAUUGGAGACUCUUUAUAUUGCUUAUGCUUUUCUGAACCGAGGGUCUAUCUGAAACAAUCUCUAUCUCCACGAAGUAGGGGUAAAGUUUGUCUACAUACUACCUUCCUCGGACCCCACUAUGUGAGAUUAUACUGGGUAUAUUGUUGUUAUUAUUAUUGUAAUCAAAGCAGGCAUGGGCAAAUGGUCGAGUUCAUUCACCAUAUCAUAGGGUGAUGAUGACAGGAAACGAAGCAAGGUACUCGGUUGGUUUGUUUUCAAUACCAAAAGCAGGGUACAAGAUAAAGGCACCAGAAGAGCUUGCAGAUAAAGA
Nicotiana tabacum (common tobacco) is the source of this 924-nucleotide messenger RNA. The record is from RefSeq and is a predicted model, not a curated record. NCBI's taxonomy places the organism in Eukaryota, Viridiplantae, Streptophyta, Magnoliopsida, Solanales, Solanaceae.